UGGUCUCUGCAGAUAUCGGACUUUGCAAACAAUGUAGCAAAAGUGCUGAAUGUCAGCGAUACUGAUGGAGAAAACAACGCCACUCUGACCACAUCUAUACCCGGCAUCGUAGCGAGAAUUCGUUGCCACGCAACAUCACCGGCGUUGUCUAGUGUUGCUGUCAAAUGCUAUAGUAAUAAACGGUGUUUUACCUAAUUUUGUCGCUUUCUUUCACAUCGACAUUGUGCGUUUACAUUUCAAUGAUGAGAAAGCGAAAUAACUCUCUCACCGUGGAACAUGAAAACUCUACUACCAAAACAUUGCUGGACACAAGACCGGAUUUAAACUACUGUUACAAGAGAGGGAAAGUGGUUGACGAGCCUGGUGUCCAAUUUCGCUCGGAAUCUGACAAAACAACAGGCAGACGAUUUAGACGAUAUGUCCUAAUGGGCAGAUUGAAGAGGAUCCUCCUGUUGGUGCUGGGAGUCUACAUAACCAUCCCCUUCAUCGUCAAACUAUGCCCCUCCAUUCAGGCAAAAAUUGUAUUUUUGAAUUUUGUGAGGCUGCCCUAUUUCAUUGACCUGAAAAGGCCGCAGGACCAUGGCCUGAACCACACAAUCAACUUCUACCUUCAGCCAGAGAUGGGCAUCAACAUUGGUGUAUGGCACACAGUCCCAUCCCAGAUGUGGAAGGAGGCUCAGGGGAAGGACAGAGAGUGGUAUGACAGUACCUUAAAAUCCCCCUAUCCAGUCAUGCUGUACCUUCACGGCAACGCGGGUACAAGAGGAGGGGACCAUAGAGUUCAACUGUACAAGGUCCUUAGUGCAUUAGGCUACCAUGUAGUCACAUUUGAUUAUAGAGGUUGGGGUGAUUCAGACGGGAGCCCCUCUGAGAGAGACAUGACGUCAGAUGCCCUGUUCCUCUACCAGUGGGUGAUGGAGAGGGUGGGGAGCAAACCCCUCAACGUCUGGGGCCACUCGCUGGGAACAGGGGUGGCCACUAACCUAGUCAGACGUCUGUGUAACAUAGGGACGCCACCAAACUCCUUAGUCUUGGAAUCUCCAUUCACCAACAUCCGAGAGGAGGCCAAGAGCCAUCCCUUCUCUAUGGUCUACCGCUACUUUCCAGGCUUUGAAUGGUUCUUUAUAGAUACCAUAUCAGCAAAUGGCAUUCGAUUUGCCAGUGACGAAAAUGUGGACCACAUAUCCUGUCCAUUGCUCAUCCUUCAUGCUGAGGAUGACUCAGUCGUACCCUUUCAUCUAGGGAAGAAGCUGUACAACAUAGCUUCUCAGUCCAAGAGCCUGAGUGGACACAAGGUCCAGUUCAUCCCCUUUCCUGUCUCACUGUCCUACAAGCACAAGUUAAUCUAUAGGAGUCCUGAGCUGCCACACAUACUCAGUGACUUCCUUGGCACGAUUCAUCCCCAUGCUUAACUGACGACCAUUUCCUCUCAAAUCACCCCCACUCACAGACACACAUUGUCUAGCACACGUACUGAAACUCUUCCACUGUACGCUUUAUGAAAUAGUGUGUACAUAUAUUAUAAAACAUUGAAACGCACAUGCAUGGACUGAAGAAGAUGCAACCAUUCCUUUAUUUAGCAUUCCUUUGACACCUAAAAUACCUGCAAGACAAAAACGGAACACUGGCGAAGAGAUGGGGAUGGACAACUGGCUUGGCUUGGCUUGUUGUCAAGGUUACACAAACCAAGAGGAUGGCUUGAGCACAAAUAAGAUGAAAUAUGCACUAAUUUUAAGGAGCCAAGACGUCAAAAACCUAAUGGAGUGAGAAGAACAGUGGAUCGAGACGGGACAGUGUUUUUAAUUGCAUGAUGUUUGGGGAAUAUACAUUCACCAACUGGGGUAAGAAGGAGAAGGGUUGGUCUACUACAGGACCUGGAGAUGUCUUCAUUUUACAACUCAUCUGCAGCAUACAGAAAAUGAUCUGUCAAUACCAGUCCAGUGGAUCUUUUAACCUGUGUAUUUUCCCAAUUUUAUUUUUGUUGUUACAUUACAGACAGAUCAUGACUUAAAUGUAUCUGUUUUAUUAUUUUUGACUGAUCUCAGAUAUAUUUUGGAUUUCUCAUUGAGGACAUACACUACCGGUCAAAAGUUUUAGAACGCCUA
Molecule: messenger RNA, 2105 nt
Organism: Coregonus clupeaformis (lake whitefish)
Lineage: Eukaryota; Metazoa; Chordata; Actinopteri; Salmoniformes; Salmonidae
Product: lysophosphatidylserine lipase ABHD12-like
Exons: 13
Coding region: 240-1412 (390 amino acids)
Biological process (GO): monoacylglycerol catabolic process; phosphatidylserine catabolic process
Cellular component (GO): endoplasmic reticulum membrane
Molecular function (GO): phosphatidylcholine lysophospholipase A1 activity; monoacylglycerol lipase activity
Source: RefSeq, a predicted model, not a curated record